AUUGACUUGACGCGCGUUGGCUCAGCCUCGUCUCUGGCACUCGCACUUGUCUAUAAUGAGUUGACUCUGACUUUUAAAAUGCUGUCCGCGCUGAGGAUUCGCAGGUGUGCGCUGUCAUGUCAUUGUAUCCAAGAUUACAUUUCCAUUUUUUCGAUUUUUUAUCAUCAUCAUCAUCAUCAGACUUGUGAUAAAAAAAGCUGUUUUACUUUUUCCAUGUGCGCACAAACGUCAGGCCCUCUCUCCCCCCUCCUCCUCCUCUUAUUCCCUGCCUGCCUGCCCUCUCUGUUCCUCGGUUGUGUGUUUUCUUGAAGUGGGUUCAGGGAAGUGUUGAGGGGGCGGAUAGUUUUGAUUUUCUCUACAUCGCGUCGAGCCAAUAAUGUCGAGGGGAACUGUUGUGCACAUCUCAGCUGGCAGACAUUUAAAAGGGAGACAGUCCGGCGCUGAAGCAAUUUGUAUUACACCCCUCCAACCAACCCCCCCACCCGGCCCCUGUCUAUGGAGCGGUUAGUCUCCCACCCAUCCACAGUCCCGCCAGUGUACAGUCGACGGCAGUAGGUGCCCAUCACCUAAGGAAGGUGCCUCCGAGGACUGACAGGAUCACAUCACGGUGCUUGUUGCAUUCGAACGCGAUGGCCAACUCGGCGCGUAUCUUCUGCGGAAUGGUUCUCAUCAUGGGGCUGCUUUCCUCUCCCGUGGACUCAAAAAGAAACCGGGGUUCACAAGGCGCCAUUCCUCAUCCUGACAAAAGCAACCCAAACGAAUCGGAGCAGCAACCGCAGCCUCCACAGGCGGGCUCCGGGUCCCGGCAGAGGCAGGGGUCGUCCUCGCCGGCCGACGAGGUGCUGGAGUCCAGCCAGGAAGCUUUGCAUGUCACGGAGCGGCAGUAUUUGAAACGGGACUGGUGCAAGACGCAGCCGCUCAAGCAGACCAUCCACGAGGAAGGCUGCGUCAGCCGCACCAUCAUCAACCGCUUCUGCUACGGACAGUGCAACUCCUUCUACAUCCCCAGGCACAUCCGCAGGGAGGAGGGCGCCUUCCAGUCCUGCUCGUUUUGCAAGCCCAAGCGUUUCACCACCAUGACUUUCACUUUGAGCUGUCCGGACCAGCAGCCGCCCACCAAGAAGAAGCGCAUCCAGCGCGUCAAACAGUGCCGCUGUAUAUCCAUAGACCUGGACUAAAACACACACACACACACACACACACACACAGCUGUGUCGUGUUGUGUUGCGCGCGCCAAGACAACACGUGUCUUAUCUUAGGGUCUCCACCUUGGGGAAGUAGGAUGACUUUUUAGGCUGCUUACAUCGACUGUGAUCGUCUUCUUGCACAGCGCGUGAAUAACACAUGGACAUGCAACUCGUGAUGAACUUUUUUUUUUUUUUUCUCGUUGCCAAGUUUGAAAAUAUCACUGCAUCACUGCAUCACUGCACGGGAACGCGGACUUGGAAUGGGCAGGUUUUACGCACGGCUUCCUCUCCCCCAGUGAGACUUCUUAUACACACACAGGCCCCGGUUUAUUUAACAAGUCACUGCUCUAAACACUCGUUUGGACAGGAACACAUCCCUGUACCGUUUUUUUUUUGUUUUUUUUUCUUAAUGAUGCGUUUAUAUUUCUUUGUUUAACUGGUUGUUUCCACUGUGUGGAAUUUGAUGGACGAGUGGCGAUUAUUUGUAAAUGGAAAAAUGUGAUUUUUAUUCCGCUAUUGCUUUAAGAGUCCACCAGUGAAGAUCUUUCAUCCUGCCUACUCAAAUGUAGACACUAGGCUUCUUCUUUCUGGACUAUGUACAGUGGUUUAUACAAUAUUGAGAUUAAAUAGUUGUGGAAUGUAAAAA
This is a messenger RNA of Solea senegalensis (Senegalese sole), 1833 nucleotides long. RefSeq names its product gremlin 1b (gene grem1b). Gene Ontology annotation, molecular function: receptor ligand activity; BMP binding. NCBI's taxonomy places the organism in Eukaryota, Metazoa, Chordata, Actinopteri, Pleuronectiformes, Soleidae. Bases 630 to 1178 code for a protein of 182 amino acids. The record is from RefSeq and is a predicted model, not a curated record. The transcript is spliced from 2 exons. Gene Ontology annotation, biological process: animal organ morphogenesis.